AUGCCCUCUUUCCUGUCUUGCUUACCCUCUCGGAGUUCCGCUGCUGUCCAAGACGAGCCUCUGCUGCCUACAGCCGACGCAAGCAAACGUGUCGUCAAGUCGUGUAUCUUUUGCAAUGCUACGAGAGAGAACGGCUUUGCGGUGAUAUAUGAGGACGAAGAAUUUGUGGCUUUCCAUGAUAGAACGCCUAGAGCAAAGGAGCACAUUUUGGUCAUUCCUCGAGCUCAUGCCGCCUCAUCCGUGCGGGACCUGACAUCACAGGAUAUUCCGAUGGUACGGAAGAUGCUAGCACUGGGCUGUCAGCUUGUGCCCCCGUCGCCGCCGCCAAAGGCAGGCUUCCAUAUACCACCCUUCUCUUCGGUACCUCAUCUCCACUUACACAUAUUCUCUGGUCCCCAUACCUUUAUUGGAAAGUUCAAAUACCCUAUUACUAGGCAUGGAGAAGGUGAGAAGGGGUAUGGAUGGUUCAUCACUCCAGAUCAAGUGGUACGGAUAUUGCAGAAGGGAGGCAAGAUUGACUUGGGCAGAGGUUGA
Messenger RNA from Cryptococcus wingfieldii CBS 7118, 534 nucleotides. RefSeq lists its product as hypothetical. Bases 1 to 534 code for a protein of 177 amino acids. Lineage: Eukaryota; Fungi; Basidiomycota; Tremellomycetes; Tremellales; Cryptococcaceae. The transcript has 3 exons. Gene Ontology annotation, molecular function: catalytic activity. The record is from RefSeq and is a predicted model, not a curated record.